AUGUCUACGAUCAGGCACGUUAUCAACGGGUCUCCGAAGUUUACUAAAGACCUUUGUCAUUCCAAUGGAGAUAGGGAUGGCUAUCACAAAUCUACUAUCCCUACAGUCGAAGAAGCCAUUCCAUAUUCACCAUUUUCGUCUAUCGUUCCAUUCGAUUCUGACCUAUUACCUAUGCCAUCAGUUGGCCUCCGAUCUUCAGUUUCUAUAUUUAAUGAGUCUACUGAACUAAUUAGUACAAGAAAUGGACUUGAAUUUCUCAACAGGGAGGCAGUUGAUCCAAAAAAAACAUCAGAAAUAUUAUUCAGGAGUCUCCAUCAACUCAAGGAACUUCUUCACCCAGCGGGCAUAACAAGAUAUAAAUUCAAAUCGAAACCGAGAUACAAUUUUGACUCAAAAGAUGUCGAAGAGCCACUCAUUUCUCUUUCACCUUUUUCACAGAUGAUUUUAGAUAAUACUUUUAUAGGCUUCUCUAACUCAACAUCUAUCACUUGUAAUAAUUCAAAAAGUAAUUCUGGAUUGAAACCGAAACCCUCACCAGCAAAAGCAGCAUCGCAACAGCCAUACUGUACUGCUGCCCGGAAUCAUCAACAGAACUUAUCGCCCAUUAAUUUUCAUUACCGGCCUCCUCAGAAAGCUUUAUCCAGUACAUUACCAACAACGUCACAGGAAUUCUGUCGCAAAAUUUCGAAUCCCAAAACUUGUGAAUCAUCAGAAUUUUCAGAUCAAAAGAAGGAGCUGGUGACUGACCACAAAAAGAAGAAAAACUAUGUUGCCGCAAUUAACACUCAGAAAAAAGCCAAUUUAAAUAAGAUAAAACUUGAUAAUUCUCCUGUCACAAAUUCCGAUGUGACUGCGUCUCCUCUAGUUUUAAUUCCACUUAAAACAUCUAAAGUGUUAGGGUCUGAAAAUCUUGAAUCUGUUGCUUCAGAGAAACAAAAUAUUAAACGUGAACCAUCCACGGCACAAUUACAUCAGCAGAAAGCCGAAAGAAACACGGGAAAUUCCGACACUUUAGCAACCGGUUGUGAUGAAAGGAAGAAAGCUGACAAUGCGCUUCACAUACUUCAAGAAUUUCUCCAAGAUAUAUUUGAGGAAGAGGACCAAUUUGAACCGUCAACACCGAGUCAGCUUUUAGCAACUAAUUUAGACGGCGGUGUGGGUAUCUGCAUUAACGCACACAUGAAAUUAGACCGGCUACUACAAGCUGUUAUUCAGCUCGGUAGAUUUUCUCAGGUGCAACUGGACGAUCUUAUCAGGAUACAAAGGCUUUGUGAAGGCCCUCUUAGAUAUGCAGAGUCUAUAGAUGUAAGCAUUGAUGAGAGGAUGAAAGAAAGAGAUUUAAGAACCUGGUCAUUGCGACUUUCUAGCGCAGAGCUUGGGCUCAGAUCCGCUCGCACAGCACUCCGCCUUAUGGCUGGAGGUAGAGAAGAAAUGCAGUUAUACUCUGUGGAUAUAAUUCAAUCUUCACUCAAAACUCUACAGAAUAUUGUCGAGAGGUGUAUAGUCCCAAUAGUCGAAAUGCGAAAUAUGGGGAAUACAGUUUUAUAUAAACAGCUUAUAGCUGAUAAAAUUCACUUACUGGGCUUGCUAAAGCAAUCCCAAAGGUUACUAUUCCUAACGGCUACAUUGGUCACCGAAAUGGAUCUAUCUGAUGGUGUACUAAAUGCGCUGGAGUACUUUGUUUCUAAGCUAUUUUUUGUCGAAAACGCGUCUACAGAGAAAGAGUCUUUUCUUGGGAUUUACAAAUUCGAUGGAUUACGCACCGCUGCUAUGGAGGUUCUUUCGAGAAUUUUUGCUAGCAAGCCAGCGCAACGUCGCGGGAUAUUUACAGAGUUCCUAACUUCUCUUGAGAAACUACCAGUCUCCAAGCAAAAUGCUCGUCAAUUCAAACUCGCCGAUGUUGGAAAUAUCCAACAUGCUUCUGUAUUAAUCAUGCGAUUAAUACAGAUUAGUGCUACUAAACCCAACGAUAAUAAAGAAAUGCGGCGUGCACGGGCUCUAAGAGAGAUACUUCAAAACACAGCUCCAGAUUCGAAAGAAGUGCGAGAAAAAGGAACUAAAACUAUUAUCAACUCGGAGACAAAGGGUGGACAAGAACCAGAUGCUGCUAAAGAAGAACUUGGAACCGUUGUUAAUCCUUUGAUGAAAGCUGCUAAAUCUGAUGCUACAUAUGUAAUUGAGUUUAUUGUGGCUCGAGCUACCAAUUCUACUAAAGGCAACGAUUCUCCGUUCCGUCAUCUGCUCGAUCUCUUUGUUCAAGACUUUAUCAGUUGUAUAGGUUUACCAGACUGGCCAGCAGCAGAACUCCUUCUUCGGCUGCUGCUAUUUAAGAUGAUAGAGAUAUCUAAAUCUACAAAAUCCUCAUCUCUAGCCAGAAAUAUUGCUUUAGAUAUGCUUAGUCAAAUGGGGCCAAAAAUAUCCGAGCUCCAUUUUCAGGCGCAGAAAAUGGCCAGAUCUGUUGAAUAUAGUCAGAGCGAACUUAGCAAUCAUUUGUCUAGAAUAGUGGAUCAAUUUUUUGAAAGGGCAACAGAGUCAAAUAAACAAAUAUUUAAAUCAAAUCUUCUGUCAUGGGAUAGUGGCCCAUUCCGUACUUGUAUAGAAUUCCUUGAGUCCCGCUCUACCGAUGAUUCGAGCUUGAACGCUGCUAUAGCUUACAUGAAGGUCGACUGGGCAACAAAGCUCUUAGAAUGCUUCGAUUACAUCGGGGAAAUGGAUGGAAAUUAUAAAGAAUUUGGGAGAUUAGCCUUUAGACUGCGAGAAAUGAUCGAUGAUUCUCAGUCGCUUAGCACGGAUUAUAGCUUCAAUAAUAAAGUCACUUCAACCGAAAUUCGCCUUGCUCAUACAUUAGUUUUAUUAGGAUCACCAUUCUGCCAGUAUCUGGAUCAUAUACUAAGUAUUUUUCUCUCCUCAAUGAACAGCGGCCAAGCCAUGGUCCAGGCUAAAAGCCUCAAAUGUCUGACUCAAUUACUUGAUACAGAUCCAGGCACCAUUGAUCGACAUCCAUGGGUAAAAGAUCAGAUGGUAGCCCGUUUAGAAGAUGUGUCUAGCUCAGUUCGCGAAAAUGCACUCGGCUUAAUUUCAAAGCUAAUAUCCUUACGGCCUUCACUUGAAUCAGAUAUGGUUCCUGAAAUAUUGAAACGUCUUAAUGAUGCCAAUGUGAGCGUCCGCAAACGUGCCAUCAAAUUAGUAAAGGAGGUUUACAUGCGUAACUAUAACUUUGCUAUUCGGGUCAGAAUUGCAAAAACUAUUCUUUGGAAAACAGGUGACGACGAGCCAGCGAUUCAGGAACUAGUUCGUCAGACUAUCGAGGAAAUAUGGUUUUCCCCCCUUUAUUAUUCUUCAGUCACCCAAGAAAUUUCUCCGCAACAUAGACUAGAUCGAGCAGAACUAGUUUCCCUGAUGGUCGAGACAAUUGAAACUCCUGAAAGGGUGAUGGACAAAUUAUUGGCAGAUAAAUUGGAUAAAGUCUUAACAUAUAUUGUAUCCCCAGCAUCGAAAUUUCACGAAUCAAACUCUGCUGUCUGCAAGGCUCUGGUAGAAAAUAUGUUUGAGACAGUAAUUGAUAACUCUUCCGGGACAUCUAACAGAGCUAAUUCCCGAAUUGGAUGCUUUCAUAUUCUUCAAGUUUUCGCGACAUCAAAACCGAAACUUUUUACCACUGAACACAUUCAGAUACUUCAUCCCUAUGUGGCUAACCUUUCAAGUACCGAUAAUGCUGCAAUAUAUAAUAGUGUAGUAAGGAUUUUCAAGCAGACUUUAUCACACCUUCGUGAUAUACAGGGAGAUCUUUUGGUAGCGAUUAGGAAUGAUCUAUUAAAAAGUCUAGCAAAAUUACGUGUUACGCAGCUUGAUGAUGUAAUAGCUUGUGUGUCGAUUAUUAGCAGAGCCCUUCAAAAUUUUGACAACCUAACAAGAGUGCUUAUUUCUGCGCUUGAAACAAUAAAUAAACUCAAGCUUGGCGAAAUAAAAGACGAUUCUAUCAAAAAGUUGUCCAAGCUUCUCCCAAUUGUUGGUCUUUUAGGCAAACAUUGUGACUUUGAUUCUCGCCGGUCUAAAUUGGCGGAAAAAUUCCCGCGCCUUCAGCAUGAUUCAGUUCCAAAACUCAUCACAGACACCAUUUCCCCUCUUGCCUCUCCAUCAUAUUCUUUAAAUCUCAGAAAGGCUGCAUUACAAGCUAUUGGAUAUGUCUGUUUCACGUGGCCCAAUAACUUCUCAUACGCUAAUGUGUUUACAUCCUUUGAGCAAGUUUUUGACGAAAAGCAGGCAGAUCUUGAAAUAGUAGUUAUGGAAGCUUUCAAGUUAUUUCUACUUGCAGAAGAAAGAAGAUCUGGCAGUGAAGAUUUUGAUACUGCUAAAACAGCGCCUGAUCCGAAGGCAAAGCUCGGUGUCAUGGGUGGAAGUCAAAGCGACGGAAUAGCCCUCGGAAUUGCACAACGGUUUCUACUAAAAAUAAUUACUGUCGCACUACGCUCUAAGGAUGAUAAAGAGACAUUUCUUGCAGCAGAAAUCAUAGCUAGUGUUGCUCGGCAAGGUCUUGUACAUCCUAAACAGACUGGUGUCGCACUUAUCGCCCUGGGAACUUCGUCUUGUCUUAACAUUGCUAAGCUUGCAUCCGAAGAGCAUACAGUUCUUCAUGCAAAACAUGAGACACUAUUUGAGAGAGAUUACAUGACAGCUGUGCAAACUUCAUUUGAUUAUCAGCGAGAUGUUGUUAAUGACACUCGAGGUGCUUGGCUAGAAACAGGUUUUGAGACCUCUGGAAUAGUCUAUUGUUCAAAGCUAUCAAGAAUGUUUCAGGUACUCAACGAUUUAAGUAAGCCAAAGACACGAAAAAAAUUCCUAGAAAAUUUGUGUUCGCAACUUGAUCGAAAUAAACCAAGAAAAGAUAUAACAGAAAAACAAUUAUCUAUCCGUGAAGAAACUGACCAUAUCAAAUUUUCACAAUUUGUUAUUGAGAACAUCGCAUUUUUCGAGUAUAAAUCUAUAGACGAAUUGAUUUUUACUAUCCAUACUAUAGAGCAGUUUGUUUCUACCGUAGGUUCGGAUGUUGCACAUAAUAUUGAGCAGGAGAUACUUCAAAACAGCUCCGAGCAGGGUUUGCAUGAAAGUAAUGCAACCUCAAAAAUCGAGUAUGAGAUUAAAAAUACCGAUCUCCUACGUUUGAAGCAUCUCACAACUAUUUCAAUGACAUUAGCUCUUUUGUGGGAAACAAGAUCUUAUCUAAGAAAUCAGUACAAUAUAGUUCCAAACAGACGCGAGGGUAAAAUUAAAAAUAUCAAGGACUUAUUGGCAAAACCAAGCAAGGCUUCAGGAGUAAACGGUGAUAAUUUUUGGCAAGAAUCAACGCAUAUUAUGAGAGCACUAGAAUCAGAGAAAGCCAUGAAAGCACAGUGCCAAAAGUUUGUAGAACUCUUACACUUUGAUCGUGACCUCAAAGUGGCAGCCGAAGGCGAUGAUGAUUUAGACACAAGAAAUACACCUGAUUCUGAUGAUAAUAGCAUUCCAGGCACUCCAUCUAUGACUGAAAGCACCCGUGUCAGAAAGAGAAAGAUUUCCAACCUUCCAGUCACCCCUAGUCGGAAGAAGCGUUAUAGAUCUAAAUGUUCUGGUAAAAGAGUAAAUACCAGUGUUGAGAGAAGCGACAACGAAUAUGGCUAUCAUUAA
Messenger RNA from Blumeria graminis f. sp. triticale, 5664 nucleotides. The record is from the annotation of a GenBank genome assembly. Lineage: Eukaryota; Fungi; Ascomycota; Leotiomycetes; Helotiales; Erysiphaceae.